AAGUGGAGUAACAUUUUUUUACAGAAGUUAGGUGAUGGUUGUUAGCAACACCUCCAAAUGUGUUUCCACUUGUUGGUACCGGUACAGUAUAAGAUGCACUAAUGUUAGGUGUGUGUGUUUCUCCAUGUACUGACACAGCUUUCUGUGGUCCAGAAAGCUUACCCGGUUUAGCUGUAAUGAAACAAGCUUCUAUUUUGUUACUCUUUGCAGAGAGGGCAAGCAGCAAACCAUUGUAGAGCAAAUACACAAAUAAUUGUAGAAAUCUAUGUAUAACCAGUUGCUCAGUCCCUUAAUUAUUUAAAGUAUGAACUACAAAUGGUGAAACAAAAUACCCUACCAAAGAGCUCACAUCGCCUUGCUGACCAUGGGGCUUGCAAUUUCUGAUUGUAAUGCAUCACAUUACACACUUUCACUUGCCUUUUAAUGUGCUGUUCUUGCUGGGAAGCCAAACAUAAUUAGGAGAUGGCAGCUAAUAAAGACAGUGUUAAAGUUGCUGUGCGUGUGAGGCCUUUCAAUAAGAGGGAAAAGGAUGCCAGCAGCCGGUGUAUUAUUUCUAUGAACUCAAACACCACCACUAUCUAUGACCCUCGAAACCCACAGAAUAGGAAGACCUUCACUUUUGAUUAUGCCUACUGGUCCCACAGUGAUUUUAUUAAGAGCAAGGAUGGGAUGCUUGUUCCAGGAGAACCAAAUAGCCGCUAUGCUGACCAGAGGAAGGUUUACCAGGAUCUUGGCCAAGGUAUCUUGGAAAAUUCCUGGCAGGGGUACAAUGCCACACUGUUAGCCUAUGGACAGACCGGCUCAGGAAAAAGCUAUUCAAUGAUCGGCAACACUGUUAACCAAGGCAUCAUCCCUGCAAUCUGUGAAGAGCUUUUCAAAGAGAUACGAGAGAACCGAGACAGCAACAGACAGCAUCAGGUAUCCUUUAGCAUGCUGGAAAUCUACAAUGAACAGGUGGUUGACUUGCUAUCUAAAAGCAAGGCCCCAGGAGGACUGAAGGUGCGGGAGGACCAGCAGCGAGGCUUCUACGUGGAGGGGCUGAAGUUGGUUCCCUGUGAGAGCUAUGGGCAGAUUGAGAGACUGACGGAGCAGGGAACCAGGGCCAGGACCACUGCCUCCACCAACAUGAAUGCCUGCAGCAGCCGCUCACACAUGGUUAUCACCAUCCAGUUAAAGCAGAUCUGCACAAAGGAGAACCUCACAAAGCAGUCAAACAUUAACCUGGUGGAUCUGGCAGGCAGUGAGCGGCAGAGGUCCUCUGGGUCUGAAGGAGAUCGCCUCAAGGAAGGCACAGCUGUGAACCUCAGCCUGACCACGCUGGGCAAUGUGAUAAGCUCUUUGGCAGAAGUGGCAGUGGGAAAGAAGUCAGUGCACAUUCCUUACAGAGAUUCAGUUCUAACUAAACUGCUCCAGUCAGCGCUAGGGGGCAACAGCCGAACUGUCAUGAUUGCAACUCUCAGCCCUGCAGACAUCUGCUAUGAAGAGACUCUCUCAACUCUGCGCUAUGCAGAAAGGACCAAGAAAAUCCAGAACCAAGCUGUGAUUAACGAGAGCCCCAGCGAGAGGCUGGUCAAGGAGCUGAAGGCAGAGAACAGCAAGCUGCUCCUGAAACUGAGCAGACUGGGACAGGACGGGAGAAGAGCUGAGGAUGAAACACAGGGGUUGCGUCAGCUCCUGUCACAGAAUGAAUUGCAGAUCCAAGCAAUCCAGGCACUGUGGCAGCAGCAUCUUGAAGAGGCACGCAGGGAUUGGGAGCAGCAGUACGCAGACGUCACCCAGGAGAGGCGUAUGAUGCAGAGCUUCCCUUACAUAUUAAACAUCAAUGAAGACCCUCAGCUUUCCGGAGUGGUUAAACACUUUAUCCAAGAGGGUGAAUGGGAACUAGGUCUUUCUGACAGAGCUUCUAAUGUAAUAACAGUUAAAGGUCUGGGCAUUCUAGAUAGACAUGCUACCUUUACAAAUAUGAAUGGAAAAGUUGCCAUAAACCCAUGUGGAGAGGCCAAAGUGAUUGUGAACGGAGCACCUCUCUUGAAAGGAACUGAGCUCCAGCAUUUGGAUCGGAUUAUAUUGGGUUCGAACAGUACCUAUCUGUAUAUUGGCUUUCCCUCUGAACGCAGAGACGAGGACUGGGGCAGAUUGGACUACGACUUCUUCCAGUCAGAGCUUGCAGUGGCAGAGGGGUUUGACAUGGAUAAACUGGGUGAUACCAGCAGUAAGAAUGGCAAAGCCAACCCAAGUGUGCUUGCAGUAUUUCAUGACUACAUCAAGGUGAUGCCCAUGGUGACUGAGGCAAACCAGAUGAGCCAAGAAUUAAACAAGGGUAUGGAGUUUAAGUUAGAGGUCAAAAACUUGGCAAUGUGUGACUCCAAGGGCCAUGAUUUGGAAAAAGAAAUCACAGUCAAAGUGACCCACAAAGAAACUAAGCAGGUAUGGGUGUGGUCCAAAGCAAAGUUUAUAAACAGGAAGUUUCUUAUGGAGGAGUUGUACCAGAGGCACAUGGAAGAGGACACUAUGUGUGUAGACAGGGAGAAGGAUCCGUUCUGGGACCCAGUGGACUGUGUCCACUUAGGAAGCGCUCAUGUCUGGCUGCAAUCUCUCGCCUUCUGCAUCAAACUGGAGGAACAGGUGGAGUUCCUCAACUCAGAAGGCAGCGAGGAAGCCAUCUUACAAAUACACCUUGUCCCCUGCACCGCCACAGGAGAAGUACUAGGAGAGGAUGACAUCCUGAUAGACCCCACAGAGCUGCUGGGCAGGAGAUUUGAUUUCCAGAUACAUAUCAUCCAGGGGUUUGGAGUGAAGUGGCUUAAAGAGAUUACAGAUAGGGGAGUUCAGAUUGGAUACAGUCUAUAUAAUCACUCACACAUCUUUUACACCAAAUGUGUUUGGAAUCAUAUGAAUCCCACGCUGGAGCACAAGACACAGUUUGCAAUACUGAGUGUCUCACAAGACUUUCUCAAUUAUCUGCAAACAAAUGCAUUAGUCAUUGACCUGUGGGGACUUCAAGCUGGGUGCACAGAAAUGGCAUCUUCCAUGGAAGAUGUGACAGUAACUGAGGAAGGAAGCGUUAUUAUUGAUGAUCUGAGGACAUCAGUGUUUCGCAGCACAAUGGAAACGAAUGGAAACCAUCUACCUGAAUUGUACACUCAACUAACCAAGUUGGAGCAGGAGACUGAGCUUCUAAGAGCUAUCAAUGAAUCCUUGAGGAAAGAAAAUGUGUGUUUAAAAAAACAGUUAAAGAACACAAGCACAAAAGAAAAUUCUGAGAGCGAGUCAAAAGGAGGAAAUCAUCACAGGAUUAGCAGCAGUGCCUCUCAAUCUUCUCUUCUGCCUAAAAGAACGGACAGCAGGGGGAGCUUCCGGAGAGGCUGUGAUGCAGAGUUUGCCAAAGCUCUCAAGGUCUUCUAUCAGAGCAUGAGCAGUGUGCGCAGACAGCUCCAACUACUAAGAUGCCACAGGCCAAGUGAGGAAGAUGACUUGCAUGGCUUGCAACUGUUUACAGAAGAGCAGACAAAGAUGUUGAAGGGUUUUGGAGAGCAGCUUGAGCUCUGCAUCAGCACACUAAAGCAGGAUGUGGCGGCCAUUGUGAAGAGAAAACGUGAAAGGUCUGGAAUGUGGUAAUUUCUACCUGUGUAAUCACACUUGUUCCAAACUGUGACAGUGAUAAAACAAUAAAAACCCAUGGCCAGGCUUGUGCAUCUCAAUACAUGACAGGUAGCCAGCCAGACUCCACCCACAGAUUUGGAUUGUGGGAAAG
Messenger RNA from Acipenser ruthenus (sterlet), 3754 nucleotides. RefSeq names its product kinesin family member 28 (gene kif28). Bases 463 to 3618 code for a protein of 1051 amino acids. Gene Ontology annotation, molecular function: microtubule motor activity; ATP hydrolysis activity; ATP binding. The record is from RefSeq and is a predicted model, not a curated record. The transcript has 23 exons. Gene Ontology annotation, biological process: microtubule-based movement; cytoskeleton-dependent intracellular transport. NCBI's taxonomy places the organism in Eukaryota, Metazoa, Chordata, Actinopteri, Acipenseriformes, Acipenseridae. Gene Ontology annotation, cellular component: kinesin complex; microtubule.